Molecule: messenger RNA, 1966 nt
Organism: Cuscuta epithymum
Lineage: Eukaryota; Viridiplantae; Streptophyta; Magnoliopsida; Solanales; Convolvulaceae
Source: the annotation of a GenBank genome assembly
GCAAGACAAAACAUUUGUUUGCGAAGACAACCAAAAGAACAAAACCCAGGUAGAAUCGUGGGUUUGAAUCCGCCAUGGCGGCUUUUUCCUGCUCCACUCAUCUCUCCCGACAGAAGGCCCUAUACACCAUCGCAUUGCUCCUUCUCUUCCUCCUCAUCAGCUUGUUCUAUUUCAACAAGCUGUCUCUCGAGCCCAAACUCACAACCUACAGAGAUCUAUUCUCAGAGUCCCGCCACCCUGCCUCUCUCCUUUCCCCUCGAAUAAUUACCGCCGCUCUGUUACAAGACGAGUAUAAUGUAUCCGCCGCUUCGAGCCCAGAUUUCGAUAAAACCCAUGAACAACCAACUCCGCCCAUUUCUUCAAAAAAAGUGGGAGGGGAAGUGGCAGAAUCGAAAGUUUACGAGGUAGCGAGUAUUGUGACGUCCGUGCCGUCGAUGUCUGACUCAGAGGAGAUGAACAUUUCUACUAAGAAAGAGAGUCAUCGAGCUGAUAGUGCCCAAGGGUGUAAUUUCUACAAAGGGGUUUGGGUGAAAGAUGAUGAUCAACCGAUUUACAGUCCUGGAUCUUGCCCGUAUGUGGAUGAGGCAUUUGACUGUCAACGCAAUGGCAGGCCGGAUUCACAGUAUCUGAAAUGGAAAUGGAAGCCGGAUGGAUGUGAUCUUCCAAGGUUUAAUGCAACAGACUUUUUGGUGAGAUUAAGAGGGAAAAGGCUGAUGCUUGUUGGAGAUUCCAUGAACCGCAAUCAAUUUGAGUCUUUGCUCUGCCUUCUUCGUGAAGGAAUUGUCAAUAAGAGUAAAAUGUAUGAGACACAUGGAUAUAAAAUUACAAAGGGAAGAGGCUACUACAUUUUUAAAUUUGAGGUCGUUGAAUUAUUAUUUAGCCUAAAAUGAAAUGCCUCUAAUGGAAGUCCCGUCAGCCGUGGUUGAGGAUUACCACUGCACAGUAGAAUUUGUGCGUUCUCAUUUUCUUGUCAGAGAGGGAGUGCGCAUUAAUGCACAAGGUAACUCAAAUCCAACUUUAUCUAUUGACCGUAUUGAUAAAUCAGCUCCUCGCUGGAAGCGUGCUGACAUUCUCAUUUUCAAUACUGGACAUUGGUGGGCCCAUGGAAAGACAGCCAGGGGGGAAAACUACUAUAAAGUGGGUGAUUAUAUUUACCCAAAGUUUGACGCCAUGGAAGCGUAUAGAAUAGCUUUGAAGACCUGGGCAAGUUGGGUAGAUGAACAUCUGGGGCAGAAAAAAAUAGUAUUCUACAGAGGCUACUCAUCUGCUCAUUUCAGAGGCGGGGAUUGGGAUUCUGGCGGUUCCUGUAUUGCUGAAACUGAACCAGUUUUGAACGGAACCAUCCUUGAUAACUAUCCUCCCAAAAUGAAGAUAGUGGAUGAAGUGAUCAAAGAAAUGCAGACACCUGUGGUCCUACUAAAUGUGACAAGGUUGACCAAUUUCCGCAAAGAUGGCCACCCAUCUGUAUAUAUGAAAAUGGCAACUAAUGGCAAAAAGGUUUCCAGCAAACGGCAAGAUUGCAGCCAUUGGUGCCUCCCAGGAGUCCCUGAUGCUUGGAAUGAGCUCAUUUAUGCCUCUUUAGUUUUGAAACAAAUGUCUACAUUCAACUAAUUUUAACAAUGUUCGUUUGCUAGCAAGCAACCCUUUCCAAUCCCAUAUUGGAGUGGCUUCUUUUUUUAGCUCUCCCGAACUGGGUAUUGUCCCUUUUUUGGAGGGGGGUUCCCAAGCAUUCAGAUUGUUCCAUUUGGGGGAACCAUCCUGGAUCAAGGAAUAUGAGUCGUCCAGGUUGUACAACUACAUGUUAUCUGAUGAAGGUGGCUUUCAAACAUGUGGAUCUGUGAUGAUCCCUUGCUUAAAAUAGUCUGAGAAUUUUGUGGUAUAAUGUUCCUCACUCUAACCGCACAUAUGGUGUAGUGUUUUCACAUUUUGAGAAAUGUUUACACAAUUUAUUCCAAAUACUUUAAAC